AUCACACUGUUAUUUCUGUGAUACCUUAUAUGACCAUGGGAUAAGGAAUUCUGCUGUUUGUUGGAGUUGUAUUCAUUUGGCACGAAAGUGGAUACAUUAUCGGACGUCGAAAUUCAAAUGUGAAAGCUUUUUAGGGAGCGAUCAGCUUUCAUGAUUUCAACAUACACGCUCGCACGUUAAAACAUAAAAUUGGAGAUUAUUUACGAGUGCAUGUUAUUGCUUCACUUUUGUUGGAACCACCAAACGGCGGACAAUUUGUCUGAAACUGUGUUCUAGUAAAACAUCACAUCUCUACAAAUCAGGUUCACUGCCACUGCAUGAUUUUGGUUCCUUCAAGUGGUGACAGUGAGAGUCUUAGGACAGAAAUGGAUGUAACAUCACGCAAGCGCAAAGCCAUUUCAACACAAGCUGCUUUAGAAAUUUUUGACAGUGAUGAUGAUACAAGUAGUGUGAGUAGUCCUCAUGAUGAUGCUUCUUCAAAAAAGUAUUCAAGGCAAAACCACAGUGAGAUUGAGAAGAGACGUCGUGAUAAAAUGAACAGUUACAUUACUGAGCUUUCUGGCAUGGUUCCAAUGUGUAACACAAUGUCCAGAAAACUAGAUAAAUUAACUGUUCUUAGGAUGGCAGUACAACACAUGAAAACUGUUAAAGGUGUGACUCCCACGAGUAAAGAUUCAAAUUACAAACCAUCUUUUUUAUCAGAUAUUGAGCUGAAACAUUUGAUUCUUGAGGCUGCAGAAGGUUUCUUAUUUGUUGUGACCUGUGAUCGUGGAAAGAUGUUGUAUUUAUCAGAAUCUGUCAAUCAGAUUCUAAAUAUAAACAGAGAGGAGCUGUUUGGGCUUAGUAUGUUUGAUUUAUUGCACCCAAAAGACAUCACAAAAGUGAAGGAACAGUUGUCAUCUUCUGAUCUACCUCCACGAGAAAGGUUGAUGGAUGCUAAAACUGGAUUGCCAAUGAGUUCAGAUUCCUUGCCAAAUCCUUCUUCCCAAUCUUCGACGGGAGCUCGCAGAUCGUUCUUCUGUCGAAUGAAAGCCGAUAGCAAAUACUCAAUAAAGAAGGAAACGCUGCAGGCAGAUCAAAGUUGUUCUAGAAUGAAACAGAAAUGGUCAGAUGGAG
Messenger RNA from Saccoglossus kowalevskii, 1116 nucleotides. It is a transcript of the gene arntl, whose product is annotated as aryl hydrocarbon receptor nuclear translocator-like. NCBI's taxonomy places the organism in Eukaryota, Metazoa, Hemichordata, Enteropneusta, Harrimaniidae. Gene Ontology annotation, biological process: regulation of DNA-templated transcription. The record is from RefSeq and is marked provisional. Gene Ontology annotation, molecular function: protein dimerization activity; DNA-binding transcription factor activity. Gene Ontology annotation, cellular component: nucleus; cytoplasm; transcription regulator complex.